This is a messenger RNA of Jatropha curcas, 4310 nucleotides long. RefSeq names its product kinesin-like protein KIN-12B. The record is from RefSeq and is a predicted model, not a curated record. Lineage: Eukaryota; Viridiplantae; Streptophyta; Magnoliopsida; Malpighiales; Euphorbiaceae. Gene Ontology annotation, molecular function: microtubule motor activity; microtubule binding; ATP binding. Gene Ontology annotation, biological process: microtubule-based movement.
AUUAUUAUGAAACCAAAUUCAAAUUCUCCAACGGCUACAUUUCUCUCUCCUCUCUCCCUCUUCUGCUCCUCUUCCUUCGCUGCCUUGCCCAAAUCCUACUCUCUCUCUAUCUCUCUCUCUCCCCUUCUCUGUUCUCUAUAGAUUUUUCAAAAUGAAGCAUUUUAUGCAGCCAAGAAACGCCAUCUUGAGAGAAGCGCACGCCAAUGGAGAGUCAUCGCCAUUACAAUCUGCAAACCCUAGCUGUCAUAAAUCGAAGCCAUCACCACCUCCUCGGAGGCAGAAGUUGUCUAAAGAAAACGCGCCGCCGUCGGAUCUGAACUCUACGUCAGUCCCGGAGCAAAAGCCCUCGCCGUCUCCGGCUGCCAAGAUGAAGAGUCAGUUGCCGCCUAGGCCUCCUUCUUCUAAUCCUCUCAAGAGAAAACUUAGCAUGGAAACUGUCCCAGAGAAUGCUGUACCUGAUUCUGGCGUUAAGGUAAUUGUGCGAAUGCGACCAUUAAACAAGGAUGAAGAGGAAGGGGAAAUGAUAGUUCAGAAGGUGUCUGACGAUUCUUUGUCAAUCAAUGGCCAAACAUUGACAUUUGACUCUGUAGCUGAUAUAAAAUCAACACAGGUAGACAUUUUUGAUCUUGUAGGAGCCCCUCUAGUUGAAAAUUGUCUGGCUGGAUUUAACAGUUCAGUAUUUGCCUAUGGACAGACAGGGAGCGGAAAAACCUACACUAUGUGGGGACCUGCGAAUGCCCUCUUGGAAGAAAAUUUAUCCAGUGACCAACAAGGUUUAACCCCCCGUGUUUUUCAGAGACUCUUUGCCCGCAUAAAUGAGGAGCAAAUUAAACAUGCUGACAAACAACUCAAGUAUCAGUGCCGCUGCUCUUUUCUGGAGAUUUAUAAUGAACAAAUAACAGAUCUGCUGGAUCCAAGCCAGCGAAACCUCCAGAUAAGAGAAGAUGUGAAAUCUGGUGUCUAUGUUGAAAAUCUCCGAGAGGAAUAUGUAUUUACAAUGAAAGAUGUGACUCAGCUUUUGAUAAAGGGUUUGUCGAACAGGAGGACUGGUGCAACUAGUAUAAAUGCUGAAAGUUCCCGGUCACACAGCGUUUUCACUUGUGUUGUUGAAUCCCGAUGCAAGAGCACAGCAGAUGGCAUAAGCAGCUUAAAAACCAGUAGAAUAAAUCUUGUUGAUCUUGCUGGGUCAGAACGACAGAAGUUAACUGGUGCUGCUGGAGAACGGUUAAAAGAAGCGGGGAAUAUAAACCGAUCUCUGUCGCAGCUUGGGAACUUGAUAAACAUUCUUGCUGAAGUUUCUCAGACAGGAAAACAAAGACAUAUACCUUACAGAGAUUCCAGGUUGACAUUUUUGUUGCAAGAAUCUCUUGGUGGCAAUGCAAAGUUAGCAAUGGUGUGUGCUGUUUCCCCAGCACAAAGUUGUAAGAGUGAAACUUUCAGUACACUGCGAUUUGCACAGCGUGCAAAGGCAAUCAAGAACAAGGCAGUUGUUAAUGAAGAGAUGGAGGAUGAUGUGAAUCACUUGCGAGAAGUAAUCCGGCAGCUAAGGGAUGAAUUACAUAGAGUGAAGGCCAAUAGCAACAAUUCAACAGGUUGGGAUCCUCGUAAAAGUUUGAAUAUAUUGAAAAGUCUUAUUCAUCCGCAUUCACGACUACCUCAAUUAGAUGAGGAUGGUGAUGAGGAGAUGGAAAUUGAUGAGGAAGCUGUUGAAAAACUCUGCAUUGAAGUAGGAUUGCCACCAGCAAGUGCUGGAGAUUGCAAUAUUGUUGAUGAAAGUAGGUGUACCAUGGGACAGGGUCCUGAGGAUACUGAUGUUGAUAUGGAAGAAGGCAUAUCUGAACAAGCUGAGAAACAUGAAAUUAUGACUGUUGAUUGUGCUGACCCUGUUAAGAAUGAAUUUUGUUACAAUGUUAAUGACAAGGAACCAGAUCAUAUACCUGUUGAUCCAAUUGAUGCAGAGUCCUCUGGAAAAUCCCCCAAGGAGAACAAGGAUCUUAGCUCCUCAAUCAGUAAAUUGUUAACUGAAGAAUCACAAAGCAAAAUGGUGGAUAUUCGUACUUCAUGCGUAGUGUCUGAUUCUCAAACUGGACUUUCUACAGGAGUUGUAGUAGCAAGUGAAGCAAAUGAUUCUCAAAAUGAUGCAGUGAAUGGUGUAUCACCUUCUAACCUUAGUAUAGUCCCAUGUGAAAUAUCACCAGUUCUUAAAUCUCCAACUCCAAGUGUUUCACCCAGGAUUAGCAGCAGCAGGAAAAGUCUGCGGACUUCAUCAAUGUUAACAGCUUCUCAAAAAGAUCUUAAGGAUGAAAAAUCAAACACAGAGGAUGUACGCUUAUCUUUUGCCAAGAAAAGAAGCUCCUCUAACGCUCUGGCUGCUCAGACUAGUAAAAGUUUUCUUGCACCAACAGAACAUUUAGCAGCUAGCCUUCACCGGGGCUUGGAAAUUAUUGAUAUUCACCGCAAGAGUUCUGUAUUCAGGCGAUCAUCCUUUAGGUUUUCUUGUAAACCUGCAGAAUUGAAGCCAAUUUCACUGGUUGAAAAAGUUGAUGCUGGUGUGCAAACUUUUCUUCAAGAUUAUGACUUACAAGAAGAAGAUGCAGGGGUAUUUUUUUGUAAGAGUUGCAAGAACAAGAAAGCACUGGAGGAAAAAGACAACGAUGACAGCUCAAACUUGCAGUUAGUACCUAUUGAUGGUUCAGAGUCUGCUGAUAAAUCCAAAAAACAAGUUCCCAAAGCAGUGGAGAAAGUGUUGGCAGGAGCCAUCCGUAGAGAAAUGGCUUUGGAGGAGUUUUGUGCCAAACAAACUUCUGAGAUAAUGCAGCUUAACCGUUUGGUGCAACAGUACAAGCAUGAGAGGGAAUGCAAUGCCAUAAUAGGGGAGACAAGGGAGGACAAAAUUCUUCGGCUUGAGAGCCUUAUGGAUGGUGUUUUGCCCACGGAGGAGUUCAUGGAGGAAGAGCUAGCAUCACUUAUGCAUGAACAUAAGCUUUUGAGGGAGAAAUAUGAGAAUCAUCCUGAAGUUCUAAGAACUAAUAUUGAGCUGAAAAGAGCUCAAGAGGAGUUAGAAAAUUAUCGAAAUUUCUAUGAUUUGGGAGAAAGAGAAGUUUUGUUGGAAGAGAUUCAAGAUUUAAGAAACCAAUUGCAGUACUAUGUUGACUCUUCAUCCGCGUCUGCAUUAAAAAGAAAUUCAAUAUUGAAAUUGACCUAUUCAUGCGAGCCUACUGUGGCUCCUCUUCUUAGUACAAUUCAAGAGGCAACUGAGGAGAGCCCAGAAGUAAAGUUUCAAGAAGAAAGAAUGCGCUGGACUGAGGCAGAGAGCAAGUGGAUUUCUCUUGCUGAAGAAUUGAGAACAGAACUCGAUGCUAGCAGGUUGCUAGCUGAAAAAAGGAGGCAGGAAUUAGAGACAGAGAAGAAAUGUGCAGAAGAGUUAAAGGAAGCAAUGCAAAUGGCCAUGGAGGGACAUGCACGCAUGCUUGAGCAGUAUGCAGAUCUUGAGGAAAAACAUAUUCAAUUACUUGCACGGCACAGGAAGAUCCAGGAUGGAAUAGAUGAUGUCAAGAAAGCUGCUUCUAGAGCUGGUGUCAGGGGUGCUGAGUCUAAGUUUAUAAAUGCCCUCGCUGCGGAAAUUUCAGCAUUGAAAGUGGAAAGAGAGAAAGAGAGGCGAUAUCUUAGAGAUGAAAAUAAAGCUCUUCAGUCUCAGUUGAGGGAUACUGCCGAGGCUGUACAAGCUGCAAGCGAAUUACUAGUGAGGCUGAAAGAAGCAGAAGAAGCCGUUGCUGUUGCACAGAAGCGAGCAAUGGAUGCAGAAAGAGCAUCUGCAAAGGCAUAUAAACAGAUUGAUGAAUUGAAGAAAAAACAUGAAAUUGCAAUAAACACCCGUAAUGAGCUCCUUGCAGAGUCUCGUCUACCCAAAGAAGCAAUACGACCUGCUUACAGUGACGAUGAAACAGCCAAGUAUGAUGCAGGUGAACCGCUGAGUGAAGGCGAGCGAUGGAGAGAAGAAUUUGAGCCAUUUUAUAACAAUGGCGAAUAUAGUGAGUUGUCAAAACUUGCAGAACCAUCUUCGUGGUUUUCUGGGUAUGAUAGAUGCAACAUAUAGAGAGAUGAACACUUAGCAUCAAUAUUGUGUAUGUAUUUACUAACAAUUCUGUGAAAUAGCUCUGGAGGUGUAGCUUUUUUGCUGUUUUAUCUAAGGCGAUAAUAGUUCUCACCAUUUGUCAGGACCAAUCUCUUUGGUUCUCUUUUUGAGUCUUGUAUUCAAAUUCUGAUUGUUGCAGUUCAUAAGAGUUGAAUGAAUUAUAUUCUUUUAUUCA